Molecule: messenger RNA, 3215 nt
Organism: Carassius gibelio (silver crucian carp)
Lineage: Eukaryota; Metazoa; Chordata; Actinopteri; Cypriniformes; Cyprinidae
Product: cadherin-8-like
Exons: 6
Coding region: 179-1456 (425 amino acids)
Biological process (GO): synaptic transmission, glutamatergic; calcium-dependent cell-cell adhesion; adherens junction organization
Cellular component (GO): plasma membrane; synaptic cleft; axon terminus
Molecular function (GO): cadherin binding; calcium ion binding
Source: RefSeq, a predicted model, not a curated record
AAGUCCGCUAAAACCAGAAAGCCGUUUGUCUUUGUUUUGUGCCCAUUAAUAAUAAACAUCCCUCUUUCAUCCCCUUUUCUCUGUUUCCCAGCCUCUGGACUUUGAGUCCAAAAAAUCCUACAAUCUAACAGUGGUGGCGACCAACAUACGUGCCGAUUCGGUUACGGGUGGGCCUUACAUGGACCAGGCCACUGUCAAAAUCACCGUUGAGGAUGCAGAUGAACCCCCUGUGUUCACAAAGUCUGCUUAUCUCUUCGAUGUGCAUGAAAACGCUGCAAUCAACACAGUCAUAGGAGCGGUGGCGGCGAGAGACCAGGACGCCACACACAGCCAAGUCAGGUAUUUUAUUGAUAGACACACAGAUUUAGAGAGGCAGUUUAACAUCAAUGUUGAUGACGGGAAGAUCACAUUAGCUAAACCUCUGGAUAGAGAGACGGAUAUGUGGCACAAUAUCACAGUGACAGCCACCGAAGUUCGGAACCACAGCCAGAUUUCCAGAGCAAUAGUGGCGAUCAAAGUGCUGGACAUAAACGACAACGCCCCUGAGUUUGCCACCGAAUACGAAGCAUUCCUUUGUGAAAACGGCAAACCUGGACAGGUGAUUCAAACCAUCAGCGCUGUGGACAAAGACAAUCCUUCCCAGGGACACACUUUCCACUACCGCCUGGAGAUGCUCAACAAUCCCAAUUUCACCAUCAAAAACAAUUUAGAUAACUCAAUCAGCGUUCUUGCCAAGCACGAUUCCUUUCGGCGACAGAAACAGGAGACGUACCUCCUUCCCAUCAUCGUGACUGACGACGGCGAGCCUCCAAUGAGCAGCACGAACACUCUAACUAUCCGGGUGUGCGGCUGCAGCAGGGACGGCAUCGUGCAGUCGUGUAACGUCGAGGCUUUUGUUCUACCCAUUGGUCUCAGCAUGGGAGCUCUGAUUGCAAUUCUAGCUUGUAUAAUUCUACUUCUCGUUAUCUUGGUCUUGUUUGUGACACUGAGGAGACACAAGAAUGAGCCUCUAAUCAUCAAAGAUGACGAGGACGUGAGAGAGAACAUCAUCCGUUACGAUGACGAGGGAGGCGGGGAGGAGGAUACGGAGGCCUUUGACAUCGCCACCCUGCAGAACCCAGAUGGCAUCAACGGGUAUCUGCCAAGGAAGGACAUCAAGCCUGACCUGCAGUUCAUGCCCAGACAGGGUCAGCACUCGGGUCCGAACGGAGUAGACGUGGAUGAAUUCAUCAACGUACGGCUUCACGAGGCAGACAACGACCCCACGGCUCCACCGUACGACUCCAUCCAAAUCUAUGGCUACGAGGGCAGGGGCUCCAUCGCGGGCUCCCUGAGUUCCCUCGAAACGGCCUCCUCGGACUCGGACCAGAACUAUGACUACCUUAGAGAGUGGGGGCCGCGCUUCAGAAGACUGGGCGAGCUCUAUUCUGUGGGCGAGAGCGACAAAGAGACUUGACCUCCAAGCGCUACGGACCUUUUGCUUCUGUCCACAUAACUUGUGUAUUAUGCUACGGGGAUGUUAGACACGGCUGUUUAAAAGGGGGUGGGGGCGCCUUUUUUUAAAUCUUCUUAGAGAGACCUAAUAGCAUUAGUCAUCUACCACAUCAGAGUGCAUCGUAACUUCAGAACUUACCAGUGUCUAUAGUAGGAGGUCAAUGAUUCUUGUGGAGUGUGAGUUUAGAUUACCGUCACUGAGUGUCUAGCAGUAUUUUGGCUAUUUGUUGUUCACUGUGACCACCAAAGGCAUCAGAACCUUGAUUCUUGGUAGUCGCUUGAAAGGACUGGAUGGAAAGGGGACUUUCGGACACCUUGUAGCUCGCUGUGGCUUGGCAGGAGAAAAAGGACUGCAGAGAACUCAAAAUGACACCGCUCCCCAGCGACAACAGAUCUCUUGCCGUCAUUGAGCCAAUCAGAUAAAGGAACAUUUAAAAAAAGAAAGUAAACUAAAUAGCAAUAUGUUGUCUACAUUACUUAUGAAUGUAUGUGUGGUUUAACAAAUGCGAGCGCAAUGAAAAUACGUCACACUGGCUUUAGGAUCUGCCUGCUGAGAUAACGUUUGACCCUUUGAUACUACGUGGCCAGAUUUCUUGAGUAAACUGGAAAAGCCUUGAGGCUUGCUUUAUACAACCCUUUGUAUUCAUAUGCUUUAUGUGUGGUUCACACGCUAAGAUGAUUAGACUGUGUAAGACUGCGUUGAGGACAACAAGAGAAUUGUGGAAACAAUGAGGCCUUCGUUCUUCAAAAGCAAGCAUUAAAUACAGUUGUAUUCCAAUGUAUUUUUGGAACAUUGAUGGUGUUUCUUCAUUGUUGUGUAUGUUUUAUAUAAAUCUAUAAAUAUUCAUCGCCAAUCGUCUGUUUUGUGCUGCAGGUUUGAGUAUAUUUGUACUUUUUAUUUAUUUAUUUUUAAUGUAAAGUUUCAAGCUUUUCUUCUUCAGCUUAGUUAUAUUUUGGAGCAUCACAUUUUUUUUAUUUUAUUUUUUUUAUUAUUAUUAUUUAUUUAUUUAUUUAUUUUAUUUAAUUUAAUUUUCAUUUUUGAAAUAUUUUCUGAAAUUCACACAGUGAGAUUUGUUAACUACACUGAACUGUGAAAUCCACAAAAGAUUUGUUCUUGACCAGGAAAGAUAAGUCAAUAUUUUAUUGACACUGUGUGCGUGUGUAUAUGUGUGUGUGUGUGUGUGUGUGUGUGUGUGUGUGUGUGUGUGUAUUCCCAUACUAUACCCAGUGAUAUCAGUGAUCAUUCUAAGCACAAUAGUUGAGAAAAUCUAGUCCAUGUUUAUAUUUGACCCCUGCCAUUUUUAAAAUCAAAAAAUCUGAAUCCAUCAAGUAAAGAAAUACAGAAUCAGACAUGCGUAAUGUGCUGCACUGUAUGAUAUUAGAGCAAAAAAAAAAAAAAAAAAAAAAAAACAAAGUUGUACAUAGUCAUUGCUGAUUCUCUUAGCUUUUCUUUCAAGUAAUAGGUUAUGUUUAUGCACGUUAGCUAUUGCACAUGGGAAUCUGGCACUGAAGCUACGUGCAUAUUCUGUUUGUAUCGAUGCGAUUAAUGGCAGUUCUCUUGGACAGACAUGCGAAAAUAUAAAGUAGUCUUUCAUGCAAAUCAUAUUUUCUACUGUGCUUUAAUGCUCAUACACUUGUAUGUUUAAUUAGCUACUCUCUGUAUUGUACUCUAAGAUAUCCAUGUAUUGUUUCCUACUUUGUGAAAUAUAUUUUUAUAAAUA